AUGAGCAGUUUCAUCACACCUACCCCCUUUACCCCCUCUCUCUCACACACAGACACACACACCAUUUCAACCACUUCACACACACACACUCACAGCACCACACAUCCCUCACACACCUCUGCAGUGCUUAACCCCGCCCCUCACACCGGAAGAGCAAUCACAGACUCCGCCCCUAAGAUCACUCAGACAGGAAGAGCUAUCACCGACUCUGCCCCUAAGAUCACUCAGACAGGAAGAGCUAUCACAAGCCACGCCCCUCAGCUGCUCCUGCCUGAAGAUGAAGAUGAGGAAGAGGAAGAUGGAUCUGAGGAGGCAGCAGUCCACCAGCCUGACAGCUCCGCAGAGAAGGACACGGAUGAGCCGGAGCUAAAACAGAGGAAGUCGAGCCCUUUCUUCUCCUGGUCACUGCUGGGGUCAGCAGGAUUCCCAGAGCUUCCACUGGCGCCCCCUCAGGAUGAGUGUGUGUUAUCAGGUUAUCAUGCUCUAGGGCAGAUGCUACUCUGUCUGACGUCACGUUGUCCUGACGAGUUCCACACACACGGCUGCUACUGCUCACACCAGGACCGUGGAACACCUGUGGACGACUGGGACAGGUGCUGUUUUAUUCAUCAAUGCUGCCUGGACCAACUGGGGCGUUUGGGCUGCAAGAAGAACAGAAAACUCAACGCUCACAUCAGCUGUGAAAAUGGACAGGCCUACUGUGUGGGUGUAUCUGUGUGCGACCGCCUACAGUGUGUGUGUGAGCGCGUAACCGCAGAAUGUAUGGCCGCCACCCACUUCAGCAACAUCAGCCAAUCAGAGUGCAGCGGACCCCGUCCAGGCUGUAUGCUGAAGCCACGGAUGCCCUCCUCACACACACACACACACACACUCCAGUGAGGAGAGCAGAGAACACAC
This is a messenger RNA of Alosa sapidissima (American shad), 897 nucleotides long. It is a transcript of the gene oc90, whose product is annotated as otoconin 90. The record is from RefSeq and is a predicted model, not a curated record. The transcript has 6 exons. Lineage: Eukaryota; Metazoa; Chordata; Actinopteri; Clupeiformes; Clupeidae. The coding region runs from base 1 to 879 and encodes 292 amino acids. Gene Ontology annotation, biological process: phospholipid metabolic process; lipid catabolic process; arachidonate secretion. Gene Ontology annotation, molecular function: calcium ion binding; phospholipid binding.